Molecule: messenger RNA, 4011 nt
Organism: Amphiprion ocellaris (clown anemonefish)
Lineage: Eukaryota; Metazoa; Chordata; Actinopteri; Pomacentridae
Gene: chic2
Product: cysteine-rich hydrophobic domain 2
Exons: 6
Coding region: 184-696 (170 amino acids)
Source: RefSeq, a predicted model, not a curated record
GUUGAUGUUUUGUUUCGGAGCUCGCUGAACGAUGUGAGCUGUUUCGUCUCCGGGUCUGCUUGGUAUUUCUGAGGUCGUCUUCCCGGUUCCCUCCGUGUUUUUUUUCUCGAUAAGGUUUCGCUGUCGGUCGGCAUCGUGUCGCUCCCGGUGUCUCUCCCGGGAAGCGCGAGGCCGAGUCGUGCGAUGAUGGAGGACUUUGAUGAGAUCUACGAAGAGGAGGAGGAGGAAGAGGAGGACGAGGACAGGGCCGCGGAGGAGCAGCUCCUCAAGUACGCUCCGGACCCGGUGGUGGUGCGAGGGUCCGGCCACGUCACUGUGUUUGGGCUUAGUAAUAAAUUUGAGUCAGAAUUUCCUUCAGCACUUACAGGAAAGGUGGCACCAGAGGAAUUCAAAGCCAGUAUCAACCGUGUAAACAGCUGCCUGAGGAAAACACUCCCAGUGAAUGUGCGGUGGCUCCUGUGUGGCUGCCUCUGCUGCUGUUGCACGCUGGGCUUCAGUUUGUGGCCUGUGAUCUGCCUCAGCAAGAGGACGAGAAGAUCUAUAGAGAAACUUUUGGAGUGGGAGAAUAGCAGGCUUUACCACAAGUUGUGUUUGCAUUGGAGGCUAAGCAAAAGGAAGUGUGAAACCAACAACAUGAUGGAAUAUGUAAUCCUAAUAGAAUUCCUACCUAAGAUCCCCAUCUUCAGACCGGACUAGCCCGACUGCAGCUGAUCUUAAACCGCCACUGCUUCCCAGCUCUGUCACCGAAUCACAAUGGCUGUAAAGCUCCUGAAAAACUACCCAUCUUGAAAUACUCCAGUAUUUCUGUUUACAUUGAUCCCCCCUUUUUUCUCUUUGACCCGUUCCCCCACACAUUACCUUAUCUACAGCCUUGUUUACAAAUCCAGCAGCCCCACACUUGUUUUCGGAGUAAAUUCACCUUUGAACCAUUGGGCAAACUGGCGCACUGUCAUGCCACUGCAAACUGCCGCCAGCCUAUACGAUGUCAGAGAAGAAGCAGCCAUGAGCAGUGUUAUGGAUUUAGGAACUAGAGCUGGAGACUGGACUCUUGAAUUGAGGUCCGUGAGCCACAACUGGAAUUUUGUCACUUUUGUGUUCCCUAACCGAAGCACGUGGCACAGUCAGACCAUGAUAACACAAACACUUUCAUAUGCCACACCGCCAACUUCACUUGCAAAAAAUACACCCCAGUGCUUUUGUAAGAGUUGGUCUGGUGCUCCAGAUCCUUACUAGAGGCCGCGGAGGCAACGUAACAUGGAACUCCAAAGGAGCCUUCAUCCAAAUCAACCCUGUAGCAGACAUACUAGUCUUACAGUAACAUGUCAGGCUGGUGGCCAGAAUAGCUGAACUCAAUAAUGUCACUCUUCAAGUACCGGACAUUGUCUCGCCUCCUCUCAUGUCUCUGCACACUUCACUGUGCAUCACCCUAACCCAGUGACAAUCGCACACUCUGACUGUACUGUCCAUAGUGUGAAUGGGUCUUUGUGCUACACUUUACCUGGAACACGUUGUCUUCAGCGUUAUAUGUGUCCAGGUGAUGGACAGGCUGCCUAGCAACUGCUUCUGAGUCGCAGGAGAACAAGUUAAUUGUAAAGAUGCCCACUGGUUAUGAAGAGAGAAAAUAUUUUUUUUCUUCUCCUUUUUUUUUUAGAAUCUUAAGGUUUGUUUACUGUUAAGUUGAAAGAGAGGCAGUCGAUGCUUGUAAAACUUAUGUGUGUAUGUGUGUGUGUCAGAGAAACAAGCAAAAAACAGACAAAUCAGACAUGAAGAGAUACUCUUUACUCUGUAAAGCAGGGUUCUUUCUUUGAAAUAUUUCUUUGCCAUAACCAGUCUUUGUUAUCUUUUUUGUUGUAGUAAUUUAUAAGCGUUUGAGUGUGCAUAUAAUGUGUGCAUUCAUGAAACAGGCCUCUUAAUUUUUGCAAAGGAAUGCCAUGGUUGUUUCCCUUUUCUCUGUGGUCACGUGUCGACACUAAAGCACACAAUCGCUUUUGUCCUUAACACCUUUACAUGGCCUCUCUUACUUAUCUACUGACCUUGGCUCACUCACAGGAGUGUUCAAGUUGAGGACGCGGAUGUACAUCAGAAAAUUCCUCCUUUUUCAUUAUAUUCAAAGGUUUAGGAUGAACAAGAGGUCCUCUUUUCUGGGUGUUUCAUGAUACCAGGGUUCUGUCAUGAAGCAGGAUUACAUAAAGUUAGCUCUGAGUACAACCAAGCUGCUCACAGAUCAUUGAUAUGGACUUAAAAAGUUGCACUAACCAGUGUAUAAACAAAAAAUGGCUUUGCAGUGUGGAAAGAGGUUACCUGUAUGAGUAUUGACAUCAAAGCUUUAGUGUCUUCUAGCUUUCUGUCCUGCAGAUUUAUGGACUGUUCCAACUGCAUGUGUCACUCAGAGUGAGAAAAAUAUCAUCACAUCUCGUCUUAAUUCUGGAUUUCCAACACUGUUCACCCUGACGCCAUCACAGGAAACAUACUUUGGUUACAUCACUUUUUUACCACCUUUUUGGUGAAUACCUCCACAGACGGUGCUGGAGUGUGUAGACCGGGAUCAGAUUUGAGUGCAGAUUCAAUGCCAAGUCGCUGAUGUCACACCACAUGAGACACAAGUUGCAGUUUUUGAUUGGCUGUUCACCAUUUUUUACCCAUCAAGGGCUGUUGAAGUUGACCUCACUUUCAAAGACGACAAAUCCAAUGUUUUGAUGCAACACACAUCCAAUCGCACCCGUCUCAUUUGCUGAAGUAUAUUUGCCUGCUAUUAUAAAUGGUACAUGCAAUGGGAACAGAUUUUGACUGUGUAGGUUUGCUGUCACCGUUUUCAGUCAUUUGAUUUGCUGCAGCAGCAUUCAGAGAAAAAGCUCUGAUGAACCACUGUAAGCUCCAUGCUCACCCCUGAACAGCUGGCAGAUACCAUUAGAAACUUAGUAAACAUGCUGGUGCAUUUAGCCUCUAAUGUUGCAGAUAUUUCCAUCAGAAGCUAGUGGAUAUCCGCAAUUAACCUAAGAGGAGAGUGAACGUUGUUUGCAAUAGCAACUUUUUGAGGUGAUGGCAUGUACAUUAAUGAGGGUUUUAAGUGAAAAAAGUGCUGGUCUGGGCACUGUUCACUUAUCUAGCUAACAAUCCUGCUUCAUUAUAAAGGUGACUAUUUUUACAAAGGCGUUAUAGAUCACUCCAUGAAGCACAUCUCAUUUUCAAUUAAUAUAUUUAACAUUUUGCCAGCCAGUAGGAGAAAAUAAAAAGUCCUUUUUGAGUCCGGUAAAUAUUUAGCUUUUCCCACUCUGCUCACCAUUGUUAAAACAUCGAUACGGAGACUGUGAGAUUACGUACAUCAAGAAUUUGAUCAAAGCCACUUAGUUUUCGGUCAGUCAGCUCUGGUGAAUGUAUGGGUCACACUCAGGGGAUUAUAGUAGAUAAACAACAAAAUGUAGCAUUGCAAAAUCUCUCUGUCAGGUAUGUUCCAAAGUUACACCAGGGUGUCAAGUAUAGUAUACAGAUCACACAUUACUUGAAUAAUUGUUAAACAAUGCAUUUCGAGUUUGUUUUGAAAUUGAAAAAGAUCCCUGAGAAAAAGAUAAUGUGUCUUUGGCCUUCCUCUUCUGAUAAAAACGGAAGCACAUGCACCACGGACCCACAAAGACAGAUGUAGUGUUAGUUUAUAUGUUAAAAGACAUAAGUUCACUUGAUUACCGCUGGUUUGCCUAUCAGUUCAUCACUUUUCUACAUCUUUGAUUGUGAUCUGUGUAAAUCAAGGCGUAAGGCCAUAUGCAUAUAUUUGUGGUGUGUGUGCAUAUAUGUGUAUGUGCACGGUGUAUCCAGAUGCAAAUGUUCUUCAGAGAUCUGACUGUGAUUGAAUCCUGCACAGAAACAUGAGUCCUUUUUAUAUAAUCUUGAGUGUUCUGUGUGUGUGUGUGUGUGUGUGUGUGAGGGAGACAAAGAUAUAUGUACAUGACUCAUGAACAGAUGGAUGUACAGUAAUAAACUACCAAUAAACAAGGCUAUGGGCAUCCUCCGCUUCAA